CACUCACCUAACCUGUUUCUUCACUUCCUUUUCUCUGAUUUUUCUCCUCUUUCAUGGCACCAAAACCCACUUGAACAACCUUCCCAAACACAAACUUGAUACAACCCAUUUGAGAGAAGCCAACAUAGAAAAGAUUUAUCAAUUUUGCUGGAGAAGAGAAGAUGGAUAGGCUUAUAAGUUUGGAGCCUUCAAAUCUGGUUGCGAUCAGGAUUGAACCAGGGCAGAAAUGUUAUGGAGAGCUCACACUAAGGAACGUUAUGUACACCAUGCCUGUGGCAUUCAGGAUUCAACCGAUGAACAAGGCUCGUUACACAGUCAAGCCACAGUCAGGAAUCAUAUCACCGCUUGCAACACAAACUGUAGAGAUUGUGUAUCAGCUCCCACUCGGGUUGAAUCUUCCUGAUUCCUUCCCUCACAGCGAUGAUUCCUUUCUUUUGCAUAGUAUUGUGGUUCCUGGCGCCGCGAUCAAAGACGUAAAAUCGACUUUCGAUGCAGCUCCGAGUGACUGGUUCACCACCAGGAAAAAACAAGUCUUUAUUGAUAGUGGGAUCAAGAUCAUGUUCGUUGGUUCACCCGUUUUGGUUCAACUCGUUCUUGACGGAUCAAUGGAUGAGAUAAGAGAAGUUCUUGAACGGAGUGACCCGGCGUGGAACCCGGUUGGUUCAGUGGAUUCACAUGGACAGACUUUGCUUCAUAUUGCCAUAGCUCAAGGCCGGCCUGAUAUUGUUCAACUCCUCCUGGAGUUUCAGCCGGAUGUUGAGUCACAAAGCCGGUCCGGUUGUAGUCCACUCGAGGCGGCGGCGGCUGCCGGUGAAGCACUGAUCGUUGAGCUUCUAUUAGCGAGAAAAGUCAGCACAGAAAGAUCAGAAACUUCUACUUGGGGGCCAAUACACUUGGCCUUGGGAGGCGGCCAUUUAGAGGUACUGAGACUUCUGUUACUUAAAGGUGCCACUGUUGACGCCCUUACAAAGGACGGAAACACAGCUUUGCAUCUUGCAGUUGAGGAAAGAAGAAAAGAUUGCGCGCGGCUUUUAUUAGCGAAUGGUGCUAAACCUGAUAUUCGCAACACUAGAGAUGGCGACACGCCCUUGCAUAUCGCCGCAGGGUUGGGAGACGAACAGAUGGUGAAGCUGUUAUUACAAAAAGGUGCCAACAAAGACAUCCGAAACAAAAGUGGCAAAACUGCGUAUGAUGUUGCUGCUGAGUAUGGGCAUACUCGUCUCUUCGAUGCGUUGAGGCUCGGUGACAGUCUAUGCGUCGCUGCGCGAAAGGGUGAAAUGAAAACAAUUCAAAAACUGAUAGAAAAUGGGGCUGUGAUAAACGGAAAAGAUCUACAUGGAUGGACUGCACUACAUAGAGCUUCAUUCAAGGGAAAGAUAGAAGUUGUGAGGAUGCUGAUUGAUAAGGGAAUUGAAAUAGAUGCCAAAGACGAAGAUGGCUACACAGCUUUGCAUUGUGCAGUGGAGUCAGGGCACACAGAUGUUACAGAACUGUUGGUGAAAAAGGGAGCCGAUGUUGAGGCAAGAACCAGUAAGGGCGUUACGCCAUUACAGAUUGCUGAAUCUUUGCACUACGUAGGGAUUACAAGAAUACUAAUUAACGGUGGAGCAACAAAAGAUGGGAAUCAACAUAUGAUGAAUAUGGGUCCAGUUACAAUCCCAUAUGGAUCAAAUGGAAAGAUGGGAAGAGAAGUAAUGGAGAGUAAAGGAAUGAAGAAGAAACCGCCGAGGCCAAGAGUUAUGCGUAGCAGUUUCAAUCGAUCCAUGGCCCUGGCAGUUCUUUAGAGUUAUCUUUUUUUGCUUCUUCAUAUAAUUAAAAUUAGAACAAAAAUUGAUUCUUUUUGUUUGGGAUAAUUAAUUAAGGAGAAGUUGUAGAUCAUUCACACAUGUUCAUUCUAAAAUCUAGCUUAUAUAAAUACACACAAGUUGUCAUUAUAUUUA
Molecule: messenger RNA, 1940 nt
Organism: Pistacia vera
Lineage: Eukaryota; Viridiplantae; Streptophyta; Magnoliopsida; Sapindales; Anacardiaceae
Product: putative ankyrin repeat protein RF_0381
Exons: 1
Coding region: 162-1784 (540 amino acids)
Molecular function (GO): protein binding
Source: RefSeq, a predicted model, not a curated record